GAGUGGGGCGUAGGGUGAUGCAAUCACUUAACCCCUUUUUGAGUUUGUUUCCUCAGUCUUUUUCAUUUUUCUAUUCAAAACCAUUACCUGCCCAUGUGAGCUGCCUUCUCUACCUUAUUACAAUUUCCACACCUUUCAGCACUAUUGUACAAAUCAUUUAAUUUCCUACUCUUUCUCUCGCUCUGCAACCCUUCUUUGUUUAUUUUUUUUAUUUAUUUAUUUUGGUGUUCCAUUGUUGCUGAGAAAUUUUGGACGUAUAAGGCAGAUAGAUAGAUAUACAUGGUCCAUAGUGCUUUACCACACGGAAUCUUAGCUUGUGAAUUUGCAGUAAAAGUGAAGAGUUCUCAGAGAAAGAGAGAGAGAAUAUUGUGGAAUUUGCAAAACCAAGAUAAGAUAUAUUCCAGGAGAUGUGAAAUUUGCAAGCAAAAAUGACAUCUUUCAGUGGGUUAAGCAUUGGUUUAAGUUUGGUUUUUGGUUGUCUUCUACUGGCUCUUGUUGCAGAGCUUUACUAUUUGCUUUGGUGGAAGAAGAGAAUUAUCAGCUCACAAGUUGAAGAUGAUUACAACAACUACGCAAAGGAGCUCGUUCAACUCUUCUGCUGGAAAAAAUCUGCUUCUUUGCAUGCAUCCACCGCUGCCAACAACAACAAUAAUCAAGGUUUAGUUAAAAACAAAGAUAGCAAUAGUGUUGAACCAGACUUGGAACUUGGCUCAAGCAGGAGUUUGCUGGUGAAGGGUUUUGGAGAAGAGGAUGUAGAAUCAGAGCUCAUGAGACUACACAAUCUGGCAGGUCCACCCAGAUUUCUCUUCACAAUCAAGGAGGAAACAAAGGAAGAUUUGGAGUCUGAAGAUGGCAGGUCUAGAGGUGAGAAGAGCAGAAAAGGAUCCAGAACAGGGAGCUUGAGUGAUCUUAUGUUAACUGUUGACACUCCUCUUAGUCCUUUGGCUUCUCCACCAUUGAAGUCUCCUCCUUUGAACCCCUUUGAUUCUUAUCACCGCAAUGGAUUCAAUCCCCUCUUUGAAUCAUCCACAGAUGCAGAGUUAAACAAGCUUAGAUCUUCACCUCCUCCAAAAUUCAAGUUCUUAAGGGAUGCAGAAGAGAAACUUUUAGAAAGAUUGAUGCUAGAAGCUGAGAAAAGGGUACAAAGAAAUGGUGGUUCCAUUCAAAACUGUGGUGUUAAAGCUGCCAACAACACACCAAUUUUAACAGAAGACAUACAAGGGUCUUUCCUUAAAUUCAUUGUUGGAAAGAAUGGAACACCUCUCCAAUAUUUACCACAGUGCCCUUCAUGUUCCUCUCAGAUAUUGCCAUUGGAUUCCUGCUAGAUGAGUUUCUUUCACUUUUUUUUUCUUCUUUUAAUUUAUUCUUUUCAUCUACCACUCAGUACUAUAGUUAUAGUUGGUUACUUGUAUAAAUGUGUAUUAAUUUUAAAAAGUUAUUAUUAUCA
Messenger RNA from Gossypium raimondii (Peruvian cotton), 1447 nucleotides. RefSeq lists its product as uncharacterized. NCBI's taxonomy places the organism in Eukaryota, Viridiplantae, Streptophyta, Magnoliopsida, Malvales, Malvaceae. The coding region runs from base 429 to 1325 and encodes 298 amino acids. The record is from RefSeq and is a predicted model, not a curated record. The transcript has 3 exons.